Molecule: messenger RNA, 3392 nt
Organism: Gymnogyps californianus (California condor)
Lineage: Eukaryota; Metazoa; Chordata; Aves; Accipitriformes; Cathartidae
Gene: POLD3
Product: DNA polymerase delta 3, accessory subunit
Exons: 12
Coding region: 1-1389 (462 amino acids)
Biological process (GO): nucleotide-excision repair, DNA gap filling; DNA replication; DNA synthesis involved in UV-damage excision repair
Cellular component (GO): nucleus; delta DNA polymerase complex
Molecular function (GO): DNA-directed DNA polymerase activity
Source: RefSeq, a predicted model, not a curated record
AUGGAAGACGAGCUCUACCUCGAGAACAUCGACGAGUUCGUCACCGAUCAGAACCGCAUCGUAACAUACAAAUGGCUAAGCUAUACUCUGGGAGUUCACGUCAACCAGGCUAAACAGAUGCUGUAUGAUUAUGUAGAGAGGAAACGAAAGGAGAAUUCAGGAGCUCAGCUUCAUGUCACCUACUUAGUAGCAGGAGACCUCAUCCAGAAUGGACACGUUUGCCACAAGGUUGCAGUAGUGAGAGAGGAUCAACUUGAAGCAAUGAAGUCUAAACUAGCCACGAUUGCGAGUGUGCAUGUCUACAGCAUUCAGAAAGCCUUGCUCAAGGACAGCGGGCCUCUCUACAACACAGACUACGAUAUCGUCAAAACAAACCUGCACAACUGCAGCAAGUUUAGUGCCAUUCAGUGUGCCGCUGCGGUCCCCAGGACGUUGGCCGAAGUUUCUCAAGCACAGACGUCUGUGCAAGCUGGUUCCCAGACACCAAGUGACACGAAUGCUGUCAGCGUACCUGUGGUCAACGGCCACGCUCCAUUGACUGCUAAACAGACCUCGCAGCAGCCCAAAGGGAUCAUGGGAAUGUUUGCAGCGAAAGCGGCUUCCAAACCCCAGGACACAAAUAAAGAACCUAAAGCAGAGGCUAAGGAGGCCCCAGGUGUGUCUGCAGUAAACAGCAAACCACCAGCAAAGGGCAACAUAAUGAACAACUUCUUUGGAAAAGCUGCCAUGAAUAAACUCAAAGUGAACUCUGUGCCUGAGCAGCCCAAGGAGGAGAAAGAAGUAGUCAAGCCUUCGGUUCCUGUAGCAGAACCAGAGUCAUCCCCUAAUACUGUAGUAGAGAAACCUGGGAAGAAAACAGAGUCUGCUAGAAUUCAACAAAAGGACAAAAAAAGUAAAAUGAAGAGGGUGGACAAGUCGGAUAAUGAGGAAGGAGGAGAUCCCGAAAACCUAAAGAAAAAGAGGAAACGAAUCAAACAACUUCAGUCUGACAGCAGUGACGAGGAAGAUGUCCCACUGUCUCCCACACCUGAGGAAGAAAAAGCUCCAUCUCCACCUCCUGUACCUGCUCUGAAAAGUGAACUGGAGCCUGCAUCCACAGAGGUUUCAGCUGGAGGGAGGAAGAGGAAACGGAAGCGUGUGCUGAAAUCCAAAAUGUUUAUUGAUGAAGAAGAAGGCUGCAUGGUGACAGAGAAGGUUUACGAGAGUGAAUCCUGUACAGAUAGCGAGGAUGACUUCACCAAGUCCAAGCCACCAGCUGCACAGAAACAGCCUGUGCUGCCUAUGAAGAAAGAACCAAAGGAAGAAAGGAAGAACCUGAAGAAAGGGGCAGCUGCUGCCAACAGAGCCAACAAACAGGUCUCCAUCAUGGGGUUUCUUCAGAAGAAAUGAACUGGGUCUUUCUCCCGGUCCUCUUGACAGCUUGGGAGUCUUGCUCUUUUUGUGUGGCUCUCUGAAAGCUGUUGCGUUGGAGGAGAACAACAUGCAAUCUUCAGUUACGUUAGAUAUCUUGCUUACUGUGUAAGUAAGCCAUCUGGACUAGAUUUUGUAUCGGAGAACAGUUUUAUUUGUUACUGCAAUAAUUUCAAUCGUCUUUACUAAGCAGUAUGGGACACACCAGCUAGAAGCAAAAUCUAGAGGAACUCUUGAAAGACUGUUAAUCUAUUCACAUGAAAUUUUAUUUUUUUACUAUGGCCUUUCACCUGUUCAGUGCUGAAGUCCUGUUCCACAAGUGGUAGAGGGACUAAAAUAGGAGUUGAGUUGUGGCAUUUCUUUUUUCCCCUGUUUUUACACCCCCAGCUCUCCAGAUGGAUCUAAAUGUUCAUGUUGGUUAGAAGCUGUAAUGUAGCAGGUCUUCAGGCGUACACACAAAUAUUGAACAUCUGCUUCAGCUUUAACUGAAUGAAAUGAACUUAAUUUUCCCCCUAAGACUGGUAAAUAGUUUUUGCUCUGCUUUUCAUAAUCUUUUUUUGGUCAAAGCAGUGCAUAUAAAAUUCUCUUACUCUUUUCUUCCUUGAACAUAUCCUCUGUAAAUUGCUCAGAUGCCUAAUUAUAGACCAGGACGCUGUUGGUGCUCUGUCUUUGCAAAAACAUCUUUGAGGCUUCCCACACAAUUGGCUCCAGUGUAAUUGGGGGAAGGCUUCGCUGUUAAUGGGAACGCAACCUUAUCUUUAACCUUGAAAGUUAAUGAGUCAAAGGGAAGGGUGAUGAGAGGGCACUUCUGAUAACACCAGUCAGGUACCUGCUGUCGUUGUCUGUGAAGAAUUGCACGCUGCUUUUUGGUUUUGUAGGUUUGGGUUUGCCUGAAGUUUUUUUUUACAGGCGUAAACCAGACAACAGAAGAGUUGUUUUCUAGGACAUCGCGUCAUCUGCCUGCUGAAGGAAGUGUGUCACAGCAAAUGGUCCUGAGGAACCAGUUAUUGGAGAUGAAUAAAGCACUGCAGUCCCGUUAAUCAGAAAUGAGUCGUCGUUUUGGAUGCCUUCUGGUUUUCCGGUGCUAAAUUUGAUAGAUAUAUGUAAAAGGCCAGAUUUUCCAGAGGAUGGGUGCUGAGCACUUCUGAAACUUGGCCUGGUGAGGGCUCCCAAAUGGGCAACUGAUGUCAUCAGUGGUUGUUCCUGAGUGGUGUUAGGCCAACAUAUGUAUGGAUAUGUAUGUACAUAUUGGUUUAUAAAGUGUUUGUGGUUGGCAGAAAGGUAGAUAAAGUCUGAAGAGUGUGAACCAAGGAAGAAAUGUCUUCAGGCACCCAGCUGAAAGUAUUCCGACCUGUGGGCGGAAGAAAAGGGCCGACUGAGUGUAUUUACACAGUCGUUCCGACCAGGAGAUCAGGUUGGUGACUCGAGAAAUCUGAACACGCACCUAAUAGUGACCAACAGUUGACGCGAUUGAAGUCGCGUCACCCUAGGCAGCUUGCGCCCUCCAGCAGAUGCGAGAGGAUCUACUUAAAACCAGCAACGUCUCUGGGUUUGUGCCCGUCCUUGCGUCCUGGCUGGGUGGAUUCAGCUGCUCGCUGCGUGGAUUGCUGCUCAUAGCUCAGCACCCUCCCCACGUAGCUCCUCAGAAUUGUUAAGAACUUAAACUCUGGGCUUUCUGAAUUGGAGACUUUUAUAGGAAAAAUAAUGGGAAGAUGGGUGAGGGAAGGCAGAACUGGCCUCCAGACGCAGAGCCUGCUGCACAAGCUGAAACAGGUUUCAUGCUCUCGUGGUGUGUUGGAGUGAUGCGGGCAGCAGAGGUCCGUGGGGAAAGAAUGAACCACCUUGUUCUGACUUUUAUGAAAGAAACCUUAACUGUUCAAAAAAAGUACUGCCGUAGUGUUUCUGGUUUUUCUUGGUAGAAUUGAGGGUGUAAUUUGAAAAGUAAUAAGUAACAAAACCCACUAAAUAAAGAUUUUUUCUUU